Molecule: messenger RNA, 660 nt
Organism: Pectinophora gossypiella (pink bollworm)
Lineage: Eukaryota; Metazoa; Arthropoda; Insecta; Lepidoptera; Gelechiidae
Product: BLOC-1-related complex subunit 8 homolog
Exons: 3
Coding region: 111-626 (171 amino acids)
Cellular component (GO): BORC complex
Source: RefSeq, a predicted model, not a curated record
UCAAAAUGUUAGCGCAAGGUUAGCGUAAAUAAAUAAUAAUAUUCAACUUGGAGAGUUUUCACGUAGAUUUCCAUAUUUGUAUCGUAAUACAUCUUACGAAACUAUUUACAAUGGCCUUUGUGUAUCAAGGAGACUCCGAUUUAGAAGCCAAAGCUAAAAAAGCGGCGGAACGUAUAUCAGAGAACAUGCACAUAGUAGCGAACGAGCCAUCGCUGGCGCUGUACCGACUACAGGAGCACGUGCGGAAGGCGCUGCCGCCGAUGGUGGAGCGUCGCGUUGAAGUCACCAAGUUGCAGCAUGAGUUACAAGGCCGCUGCUAUGAUGUGGAAUAUGCUUUAAGUGCCGUGAAAUCAAUGGACGGUGCAGCGACGAGUUUCAAAAACAUACAAGAGAUGCUCAAGCAAUCAAUAUUCUUGAAACAACAGUUAAAAUAUGAGGAGUCUAGGAGAAAUAAAAAAGAUUCUAGUUCAGUGUAUAAACGUCUCUCCGCACAUAUUGUUCUUGACCUGCCCGAUCUGUCCGAAUUCUCUAUGGUACGGGAGACCACUAACAGAAUUGAGAAUAUGAUGGCUCAUGCUCGGGGAUCCACUGCCGAGUUGCAACGGUCACACACAACUUUACACUAAGUGUUUAGUUACCAUUUCAGUGGACAAUGGGCCA